AUGGAGAGCUGGCCAAAUUUGAAAAUUCGUAAGGUGGUGCAGCAUGCCAAGUUUGAUAACCAAACCGAGCGUUUCAAGUUUCUGGCAGAAUUUUAUCGAGUUCCCGUUGCGGACUCUCGAGGAACAACUGCAUUCAACAUGUAUUUCCUUAUCGACCAUGAGCCGAAAUACGAGGAAAGACCUUCUACGAAAGGCAAAAGAUUGGUGAACGUUUCGGUAUUUGACCUUAAAAAAGAACUAAGGACUAUGAUGGGUGGCGGCCAUGGGAUUCACGCUACUGAUAAUAUUCAAGAGACGAAGGAGAACAUGGAGGCACUCGAACUUCCAUUCGAAUAUCAGCAACGGAGAUUUGAGUCUCUACGGCAGGUUUUUGAUGCUCUUGAGUUUGCAGGAACAAAAUACGUGGUGCUGCGCAAUUUUGAGAAAAUGCCGGACGAGAUCGCAGUUAUUGACCCAGCACAUUUGGAGGUUGAUCUGCUUGUGGCUGACUAUUAUGAAGCAAAGCGUGUACUUGAUGCUAUUACGCCCUACAAGUUGUGGUCAAAAUCCUAUGAGAUUGGCAGAUAUAGGAUCGCUAAUCAGGUGAUAGUCGCGGGUAAAUUGGUCUAUUUCAAUUUGAGAUGGGUUGGAGACAGCUACCUGGAUCGCAAAUGGCAGCUCCAGAUCCUGAAUCAGCGCAGGAGACUUCGUGAUGUGUACGUACCGUGCGAUCAAAAUCAUUUGUAUAGCCUCAUCUACCAUGUUACAAUCCAGAAAAAGUCGAUUUCGCCGACGUAUGUCUCUGUGAUAAUGGAGCUUGGAAACUUUACCAACGCUGAAGCGACCGACAAAACGUUUCUUCGGUCCCAAUUGGAUGCAUUUAUGAAACGGAAUGGAUACCUAAUGGUGAAACCACAUGAUCAUACAGUGUACUUUUUUGAACAGGCAGGUCUAGAAUAA
This is a messenger RNA of Cylindrotheca closterium, 939 nucleotides long. The record is from the annotation of a GenBank genome assembly. NCBI's taxonomy places the organism in Eukaryota, Bacillariophyta, Bacillariophyceae, Bacillariales, Bacillariaceae.